Messenger RNA from Meyerozyma guilliermondii ATCC 6260, 810 nucleotides. Its product is annotated as carboxymethylenebutenolidase. NCBI's taxonomy places the organism in Eukaryota, Fungi, Ascomycota, Pichiomycetes, Serinales, Debaryomycetaceae. The coding region runs from base 1 to 810 and encodes 269 amino acids. Gene Ontology annotation, molecular function: hydrolase activity. The record is from RefSeq and is a predicted model, not a curated record. The transcript has a single exon.
AUGCUUAUCGAAGAGACCUACCACGACGUCAAAACGUCCUACGGGACCACCAUGAGGCUCUUUGUAUACCACCCCAAAGUCCCCAAUUACCCAAAUGCAAAGUUUCCAGGAGUUGUGGUGUACAGUGAAAUUUACCAAGUCACUGGUCCCGUCGCCAGAUUUGCCAAGGAUAUUGCAGGACAAGGAUAUAUAGCGGUAGCACCGUCCAUUUACCAUAACUUUGAACUGCACGAGCCAUUGGCUUACGAUGCUGAAGGAACAGAUAAGGGUAACAACUACAAGGUUACCAAAGAAUUGAAGUCGUAUGAUGAAGACAAUAAGUUGGCAAUUAACUAUCUUAUGGACCUUAAAACUUGCAAUGGCAAGAUUGGCGCUACAGGAAUGUGUCUUGGAGGCCAUUUGGCAUUUAGAGCUGCUCUUGACAAAAGAGUGAGUGCUGCAGUUUGUUUUUUUGCUACUGACAUUCACAACCAUGCUUUGGGCAAAGGCCAACAAGACGACUCGCUCGCACGAAGCAAGGAAAUAGAAGGAGAAAUCAUCAUGAUUUUUGGGUGCAAAGAUAACCAUGUACCUUUGGAAGGUAGAGACUUGAUUCGGUCUACUUUGAGAAAGAAUAAUGUCGAUAUGACGUUUAUCGAGAUCAAUGAUGCCCAACAUGCCUUUAUUAGGGAUGAAAUGAGUAAAGGCCGUUACGAUCCUGCCACCACCAAGGCAUGCAUGGAGUGGCUCUUUGAACUUUUUACAAGAAAGUUGAAACUCGACUACGGCGAGCACGAUGGUAAAACACAAACGAUCGAAAACGUAUGCUAA